UGAUCUUGCUAGCUUUUCUAUGAUUCAUGAUGGUUGCAAGGUGGAUUUUGGGGUACCUAUUGAAGUUUGCAGGGCUUCUUGGGCUCUACGUGUUACGUAUCUAACAUCCAGCCUUUCAAUGUACCUUUAUCUUGAGCUGAUUGAUGCCUUAGUUUAUUCCAGAAAACCUAUAUUAGGUUAUUUGUCUCUUGAAGUAUACGGCAUUUUCUUGGUUUUGCAAAUUAAUGGUUACCGAUGGAAAUAAGUUUCUCAGUUCUUCAAGUAUUGCCCUAGAGUUUUAGGGUUUAAGAGUUUUGAAUGAGAUUUUGCAGAAAACCAGUUAGUGUUCCUGACAAAAAUUCACAUUGAUUUGUCGACAAGUAUUUCAUUGAUUUGCUACAGACAUGUUGCUUAUAUGAGGCUAGGCAUAUAAACUUGUCCUUGUUUACAUUUGGGAUAAGGUUUCUAUAAAUGAAUCAAGUUUCAGAUUUAAACUGAGUGGGCUUUUUCAGAAGAAAUAACUAUUAGCAAAACCUCCAUUAGACAAGAGUCGUUAAAAGAAUUCUUCAAAGCUCACCGUGAUAAUAAAUUUAAUUGUCUUUGCCAAUAAAGCAAAAUUUAAGUUUUUGAGUGCUGCAAAUGAAACAACUUUUCAGCUGGUGAGAUUAGAAGAGUAUUUCAUUGUCAACAAUGGAGAAUUUCAAAUAUCAAACAAGCUUUCAGUAUGGUCAUGGUCAAUGAGCCUGUUCUCAUGUUUUUGUGAUUUUACUAAUGUCAGAGACACAUGGAACAGAGCAGAAAAGGGUGGCAGGGUUGGAUCAUGUAUGUAAUACCUGGGCCUUAAAAAAUAAUUAACUGGGCUUAUAUUAAACAUUGGGCCAGAAUAUGUAAUAGGCCAACUGAAGCCCAUGGUUGGCAGUCUAUUUGAUGGCUGCCACCUCUGGGGAUGGAGGUGACAAGGGCCAAUCAGAGGAGGGCGCCCUUCACGGGAGAAGCUGGGGGUGACACCUCACCUCAGUGGUUGCACCGCUUAAGGAUGCUUAAUUAAACCCUUUUACCGUAUCUGGUUCUCCCUCAGAACCUCAGGAACCCGUCAACCGGCGAGGGAGGUGUUGGAGCGGGGGCACCGGAGCACGGGAUACUGCAGCCUCUUUCGGAAUCAAGGCGAUCAAAGAGCCAAUUAGCAAGUUUAAAGGGAUUUUUGAACAAAUUAAAGGAUCACCGUCAGUGAUAGCGGCAAGAGACACUUUUUGCAUCAGGGUUUCAUUUUGGGGUAGUCGUAAACAAUAUGGAGGAUGAAAGAGAAAUGAGAGCACCUUCUCCAGACCCUAGCAGCCAAUUAACUACACCAACUACUCCACACUCCAUAGCAACCCAGGCAGACCUAGCAGGAGUGUACCAGUUAAUAGCACAGCUGCUUCAGCAACAGCAGCAGAUGCAGUUGACUGCCCGACCUAUACAGCCGACGGAUUCCUAUUACGAGAGGUUCUGUAGGCUGAACCCACCGAUGUUUGACGGUGGAUUAGACCCUUUGACUGCUGAGAUUUGGAUCUGGAAAAUGGAGAAGAUGUAUCAGGCACUUCAAUUUCCUGAAGAAGUACAAGUCAGACUAGCUAUUCCUAUGUUGAGGGGAAAUGCAGAAUUUUGGUGGUCAGCCAUGGGGGCAGCAUAUGAGGUCAACGAAAUGACCUGGAGAGAGUUUAAAGGGUUAUUUUAUGCUCAAUACAUUCCGGACUCAGUCAAGCAGACAAAGCAGAAUGAGUUUUUAUCACUGACUCAGUCCGAGCAUAUGACUGUUUUGGAUUACGCCAACAAGUUCAAUGAGCUGGGCCGAUUCUGCCCCCAGUUCAUGGAGGACGAGAGGAGUAAGGCUAACCGGUUCGAACAAGGGCUGAGAUAUGAGAUCAGGUCCCGGACAUCCUCACAUUUAUUCACCAGUUACCAGGAUAUUUUGGACAGAGCCCUGAAAGUGGAGGCUGAAUUAAAAAGAUCUGAUAGGGAAAGGGCUGACCUGAAGAGACCCUGGCUAGCGGGGAGUCAGAGUGGUAGGCCAAGAAACUUCAGGGGCCCUCUGAUUCAGAAGAGGCAUAUCAGGGUUUGCACUUACUGUGGCAAAUCCCAUAGUGGGCCCUGUUUAAGGAGAGUUGGGGCAUGUUUUAGUUGCAGGCAGAUUGGACACUUGGCACGCGACUGCCCAAACAAGAGGAUGAAUGAGCCCCGACCUCCUGUACUUGGGGACCAGAGGCCAAGGAUCAAUCCUCGAGUCUUUGCACUGACCCAUCAGGAUGUCAGUGCCAGUGACCAGAUGGUGAUAGAUCACCGUCAGUGAUAGCGGCAGGAAAUACUUUUUGCAACAGGGUUUCAUUUUGGGCAGGGAAAGAUUUCUAGGUGAGGGCCCUUCCACAGUGAGAACUCAUGCCACAACAACAGUGAUAUGAUCGUAUAGAGACAGACAAGAGCAAACCAGUCGGAGCAGAGUAGAAGUUCGAGUGCGGAACAACAUGGUGCCGGAGGAUAAGAGCUGACAGAACCCGUCAUGCAAGGUUUGGCUCAACAGAUGGUGAGAGAAAUGUACCAAAAAUUGGAUGGUGAGAGAAGUCUACUGGUUUGAGUAUUUUGUUGAUGAUGGCAAACCAUCGACUUCCUUCCGUCAAAUUAAUUAUGUGCCAAGUAUAGCUGAAAACAGAUUCGACCAUGUCUGCUUUUGCAUCUGGUAUUCUCUGGAUUUAUGCAUAUGCAUGAAUCCAUCUAUCCUAAGCAUGGAUGUAGAUUGAAGUUCUUCCUGAAUCUAAUUAUGUAGAUAGAAGUUCUAUGUUCACAAGCACCUCUUGCAUUGUUGGAGAAGAUGGUUAUCAUCCCAAAAUUCAUAUCUUCAUUGAAUUAAAGCUUUA
Molecule: messenger RNA, 2870 nt
Organism: Phoenix dactylifera (date palm)
Lineage: Eukaryota; Viridiplantae; Streptophyta; Magnoliopsida; Arecales; Arecaceae
Source: RefSeq, a predicted model, not a curated record